CGCUCGUGACGUCAGGCGCCCCGCGUGCGAUUAUUUUGAACGGGGGUCAAGAUGGCGGAGGAGAGCAGCUUGCAGCACCGGAAUCACACCGGACAGAACUGCACCGCCAGCCGCUGUCACGAAGGGGUUUGUGGGGAUGUCCGGCGUGAGAUGAGCUCCUCUGAUCCGCUGCUGGAGGAGCUGGAGGCGUUCGGACCCGUGCAGAUCGUCAUCUCAGACGAGGAGCAUCACCAGUUCUCUCUGGACGAGGAGGCGCUGGAGCAGAUCCUGCUGCAGGAGCGCGUGAGGGAUCUCCGUGUGGUGGUGGUGUCUGUAGCUGGAGCCUUCCGCAAGGGCAAGUCCUUCCUGCUGGACUUCAUGCUCAGAUACAUGUACAGCCAGGACUCAGACGCGUGGCUGGGUGGGACGGGCGAGCCGCUGACGGGCUUCACCUGGAGGGGCGGCUGUGAGCGCCAGACCACCGGCAUUCAGGCCUGGAGCCACGUGUUUGUGGUGGAGAAACCCGACGGAAGCAGGGUGGCUGUGCUGCUUCUGGACACGCAGGGAGCGUUUGACAGUCAGUCCACCAUCAAAGACUGCGCCACACUGUUCGCCCUCAGCACCAUGACCAGCUCCGUACAGGUCUAUAACUUGUCCCAAAACGUUCAAGAAGACGAUCUGCAGCAUCUUCAGCUCUUCACAGAGUACGGUCGACUGGCCAUGGAGGAGAUCUACCUGAAACCCUUCCAGUCGCUGAUGUUUCUCAUUCGAGACUGGAGUUACCCGUACGAACACGCUUACGGUCUGGAUGGGGGAAAUAAGUUCCUGGAGAAGAGGCUGCAGGUCAAACAGAAUCAGCACGAAGAGCUGCAGAACGUCAGGAAGCACAUCCACUCCUGCUUCUCCAGCAUCAGCUGCUUCCUGCUGCCGCCCCCCGGCCUCAAAGUGGCCACCAACCCACACUUCGACGGCCGCUUGCGAGACAUCGAUGAGGAGUUCAAGAAGGAGCUGGUGAAUCUGGUGCCGCUGCUUCUGGCUCCUGAGAAUCUGAUGGAGAAGGAGAUCAGCGGCUCUAAAGUCACGUGUCGAGAUCUGCUGCAGUAUUUCAGAGCCUACAUGAAGAUCUAUCAGGGUGAAGACCUGCCGCAUCCCAAGUCCAUGUUACAGGCGACGGCUGAAGCUAAUAACCUGGCCGCUGUAGCAGGAGCGAAAGACUCGUACAGCAGGAGCAUGGAGCAGGUGUGCGGUGGAGACAGGCCCUACAUGUCUCCGGCGGAUCUGGAGCGCAGUCACGAGGAGCUGAAGCAGAGCUGUGUGCGUCAGUUCCGCGGCGUGAAGAAGAUGGGCGGCGAGGAGUUCUGCCUCCGCUAUCAGGAGCAGCUGGAGCAGGAGAUCGACGAGGCCUACGCCAGCUUCCUCAAACACAACGACGGGAAGAACAUUUUCUUCGCGGCGCGCACGCCGGCCACGCUGUUCGCCGUGAUGUUCGUCAUGUACGUGGCGUCGGUGGUGACGGGCUUCGUGGGUCUGAGCCCUGCGGCGGCGCUGUGUAACCUGCUGAUGGGCCUGGCGCUGCUCUCGCUCUGCGUCUGGGUCUAUGUCAGAUACUCCGGGGAGUUCAGAGAGCUGGGCUGCUUCAUCGACCGGCUGGCAGAAACCCUGUGGGAGCAGGUCUUUUCCAAACUGUUCGAGGUCGCGCGGAGCAAAGUGACGCUGAGCGCCGUGAUGCCGACGCCGCGACAGAGACUGUCCUCCAACAACAACGUCAAGAAGAAGAACUAGCCCGAGAAUCUCACGUUCAGGACGCUCCAUCACCGCCGAGGAUUCUGGGAGUUUCACCAGGUGUCCUCUUUCUCAUGUCAUCUCUUCUGUCCGUCUCAUCUGUGUUCAUGGAGAAGCGUUCGGACUCGCUGACGUCUCUGUCCUCCUCCGGACGCGUCACAUGACUCUGAGCGGGUCACGAUCCACUACAGGACCUAGUUGAGAACGCUGAACUGUACCAAUGAUUUCAGUGUCUGCUGUACAGACGAACUUCCUGUGCUUCAUCAUUCCAUCCAUCCAGACUGUGUUUCCUGUACAGACGAAGGUUUUUAAACUGCUCACUGUAGGGCAUGAUAUCUCACUGCGCGAGA
Messenger RNA from Sinocyclocheilus rhinocerous, 2111 nucleotides. RefSeq names its product atlastin-2. Lineage: Eukaryota; Metazoa; Chordata; Actinopteri; Cypriniformes; Cyprinidae. The transcript has 13 exons. The record is from RefSeq and is a predicted model, not a curated record. Gene Ontology annotation, molecular function: GTPase activity; GTP binding. The coding region runs from base 52 to 1761 and encodes 569 amino acids.